Messenger RNA from Helicoverpa armigera (cotton bollworm), 1997 nucleotides. Its product is annotated as ecdysone oxidase-like. Gene Ontology annotation, molecular function: flavin adenine dinucleotide binding; oxidoreductase activity, acting on CH-OH group of donors. The record is from RefSeq and is a predicted model, not a curated record. Lineage: Eukaryota; Metazoa; Arthropoda; Insecta; Lepidoptera; Noctuidae. The transcript is spliced from 4 exons. Bases 96 to 1838 code for a protein of 580 amino acids.
AAUAUAUUUUUAAAAUCAUUUAGUAUAUAAGUCAACAACAGUUUGGGGUAUUCAUCUUUACUUCUGGAUAAGGCACAACUUACAACUCUCUCGUGAUGGCGGACGCAGCUGCAGCGAUCACAACGAUUCAGUCCAUGCAACUAGCUCUGCAGUUGCUGCAGACUGUUACUCCAAGUGCAUGGAGGUUUCCAUCUCAAUGUGCCAUUAACAAUGGUGAUACAUUUGAUUUCAUCGUUGUGGGCGGAGGAUCAGCUGGUUCCGUCAUAGCUAGCAGACUUACAGAAAACAAAGAUGUCAACGUUUUGCUUAUUGAAGCUGGAGGAUAUCCUCCUUUGGAGUCAGAAUUGCCAGCCUGGUUUACGCUUCUAGCACGCUCCAAAUACGACUACAACUUCACAUCAGUGAAUGAUGGUAUAACUGCACAGAAUCUUCAAGGUAACUUCGUCACCAUGGUCCAAGGCAAGAUGCUAGGCGGGAGCAGUGGCCUACAUCACAUGAUGCACACCUACGGCGACCCAGAGGAUUAUAACAACUGGGCAAGAAUCCUAAACGAUACAAAGUGGUCCUUCGAAUAUGUUCAAAAAUAUUUGAAGAAAAUGGAAACUUUAGUAGAUAAGAAACUUCUCGCAUUAGACAACGGUACAUACCAUGGCACGGAUGGACCAUUAAAGAUAGCUCAAGAAAGAUAUGCCUCGAAUAUAAAUUAUUUGGAGGCUUUUGCUGAACUUGGGCAUGAUAUAGUGGCAGAUAUAAACUCACGAGACCCUGCUCUUGGCUAUGGAGAGAAUCUGUUCGAGAUCGCUGAUGAAAUACGUCAGAGCAGCGCUUUAGCAUACCUAGGACGGGCUCAAAAUCGCUCCAACUUAUGUCUAUCUCUAUUCACUACUGCGACUAAGAUUUUGAUUAAGGACAAGGUAGCCAAAGGAGUUCAAGUGACCUCAUCCACUGGAGAAACGUAUGAAUUGUUUGCAAAGAAUGAGGUGAUAGUUUCUGCUGGUGCAAUAAAUAGUCCGAAACUGCUCAUGCUUUCAGGCAUUGGACCGAAGGAACACUUAGAAUCACUAGGUAUCGAAGUAAUAUCAGAUCUACCAGUUGGACAAAACUUGCAGGAUCAUGCGUGUGCUGCAAUAGCAUAUCAAAUGGACGUUUGUGAUCCAAAUCCUCCAGCUUCGAACCCUCACAAAUUUCCCGUACCUUCUUUCAACGGUUAUGUUUCACUCAACUCUUCAAACCCUUGGGCAGAUUAUGAUACAAUCAACUUGGAGUUCCAAUGUAACUCAAGCGAUCUUCUACAGUUGAGCGUUAACAUGUUCAGCUACUCAUACAACAUCUCCCAAGCCUUUUACGAUGCAAGUAAAGAUAGGAAAGUAUUAUUCACAUUGCUCGGUUUGGUCAUGCCCAAAUCUAGAGGCAACAUUACUUUAGCCAGUACCGAUCCAAAACACAAUCCUGUUAUUUACACAGGCAUGUUUAGUAAUGAUGAGGAUAUUGAUUUAAUAGCUAGAGCUUUUAUGGAUCAUAAUAAGGUACUAAACACGACAUUCUUUAGAGCGGUCAACGCAAGUUUAGUUGACACAGGGCUUUGCAAAGAAGCGACAAGUGACUAUGAUUUCUGGAAGUGCUAUGCAGUAUCGAUGUCAGCGACGAUGUGGCACUACGCUGGUACUUGCGCUAUGGGAACCGUGGUAGAUAGUGACUUGAGCGUGGUUGGAGUGAAGUCACUUCGUGUUGUGGAUGCAUCUGUGAUGCCCACGUUGAUUCGAGGGAAGAUUUAUGCUGCUGUUAUGAUGGUGGCUGAGUAUGGUGCUGCUAUCAUCCGUGAAGCUUGGAAUAUCUAGUGGAAUACAUUGUUUGGUCAAGUUUAUGUAAAGUUUGAAAUACUCGGUUGAUUUAAAACUGUCCGUACAUAACUGUAACCUAUUUGCCUUGUUAGUAAAUGACCAAUAUGUGUAUUGUGUUGCUUAUUAUUUUGUCAAUAAAUAUUGAUUCUGUUGCAA